Messenger RNA from Tarenaya hassleriana, 3283 nucleotides. RefSeq names its product omega-hydroxypalmitate O-feruloyl transferase. Bases 1745 to 3061 code for a protein of 438 amino acids. Lineage: Eukaryota; Viridiplantae; Streptophyta; Magnoliopsida; Brassicales; Cleomaceae. The transcript is spliced from 6 exons. Gene Ontology annotation, molecular function: acyltransferase activity, transferring groups other than amino-acyl groups. The record is from RefSeq and is a predicted model, not a curated record.
GCAGUUUUACUAUGCACCCAGAGGAUGGGGUCUCAACAUGCAAGAGCUGGCCAACUGAUUACCAAAGAGCUUGAAAGAGUACAGGAAUCAUGCUGCUACUGAUACAGUUAACAAGCACCAGACCCGUUUAAUACUGCAAAGGAUUAAAUAUGCUUCAAAUCAUCCUGAAAACAAGUGGCCUGGGUUAGUGAAACGAGAGGAGAUUAUCCAUUCAGUCACCACAAGCUCACUGUUCAAUUGUAUGAGCCAUCUGCUGCCCAAGAUAGGAAAUUAGAAGGAUUAAUUCAUAAAGGCCAUUGUAGAGCUUUGGAGGCCAAACCUAGUGAAUUAACCUCAGUGAAGGUUUCUCCCUCUGCGUAUCUGUUGACUGGCAGCAGUGAUCCUUGCUACAUUGAAGCUUACCAUUUAGCAGAUACAAAUGAUGGAAGAGUCACUUUACACUUGAAGAUUAUAAAUUUGACGGAGCUUGAGCUGAAUCGUGUGGAUAUACGGGUCGGGUUAUCGGGUGCCCUGUACUUCAUGGAUGGCUCUCCUCAAGCAACACGGCAGUUGCGUAAUGUUGUUUCACAGGUUGCAUUUCCAUUGUUGAUUAACAGAACCUUGCAAACCGAUCUCUUUUUUUCAGCUGUGUUCCGCGGCAAAAACAUGGCACGGAGGCUUCCUGGGAAUGGUAUUUGGAGCGAGUGAAGUGAGCAGGAACGUGGAUCUGGGUGACAAGACGACCACGAUGAUGUGCAAAUUCGUGGUGCGAGCAUCGGAUGCAUCCAUCACAAAGCAAAUAGAGGCAGAUCUUCAGGGAUGGUGUGAUGAUCUGACUGAAGGCGGGGUUGAGUACAUGCCCGAAGACAUGUCAAGUCUGCAGCUGCUGAGAAGCUUAGAAUCUCGAUGGAGAGGUUAGCUCUGUUGAAAGCCGCUCGACCCAAAAAGACUCCAAAGGUGGAGGAGGAAGAAGAGGAAGAGGAAGAUGACGACGAAGAAGGAGAAGAAGAAGAGAAAGAAGAAGGAGAAGAGGGAGAGAAGUCAGAGAAGGAGAAAGGGAUGUUGUCAAAGUUAACAGCAGAGGAGACGGAGCAUCGUGCACUUCAGGCUGCGGUUCUUCAGGAAUGGCAUAUCUAUUGAGUGAUUUGGUUGGAAUAUCAGUAAAAACAGGGGAGUUUCCAGUUAAAAAUGCUCUCAGGGGGUAAAUCGUGAUCGUUUGUAAUGUAAAUAUGAGAUUGUGGGCUUUACUUUUUACCCGAAGACGCUCUCUGAAAUCAAGGCCAGAUGCUUCUGGAUCGUCAAGAGGUUCCGGCACACGAAAAGAACCGGGUGAAAACCGGAAACGCGACAUACCGAAUCGUCUAUUGCCGCUAAUUUAAACUCCGGUUCAGUGUUUUUGACUCUCUCAACCGAAAAGGUGAACCGGAUUGCUAUUCAGAUGUUUAAAUAGGAGAAGCCGGAUAGGCGGAGAAGCCAUUCCCGAUCCGAGUUUCGAAGAAAUCUGUUUCUGCCUGAAAAGGUUGCAGCUUUGCGAAUCUGUGAUUCGAUGGGGGGAUUAUACAAGGACGUGGAAGGAGCGUCGACGCAGUGGGAUGAUAUCCUCCCGCCGAAGCCUCCGGCGUUCAAGCCACCUGCUUUUACGCCCCUAAGGAUAGUCUUGGAUCCAGGAUAAGACGGAAGAAGAGCUUGAGGACAGCAAGGAUCUCGACGAUGAUCGCUUCCUCGAAGAAUACAGGUUGCUGAGAACAAAGAAGUCUCUGCAUCAAUGGAGGACAACAACAACAGCAAUGGCAAAGCCUCUCAGCUCGAUGUUCUGCAAAAGGAGCCGACUUUGGUGAAACCCAUAUCCGAAACUCAAAAGGGUCUCUAUUUCCUGUCGAAUCUUGAUCAGAACAUCGCCGUGAUCGUCCGAACGAUCUAUUGUUUCAAAUCAGAGGAAAAAGGAAAUGAAGAAGCAGCUGAUGUGCUCAAGAACGCUCUCAGCAAGGUUCUUGUUCACUACUAUCCUCUCGCUGGGAGGCUCACCAUUUGCCCAGAAGGUAAGCUUAUAGUGGACUGUACGGAAGAAGGAGUUGUGUUUGUGGAAGCAGAAGCAAACUGUACAAUGGAUGAGAUCGGUGAUAUUACAAAACCUAAGCCCGAAACCCUUGGCAAAUUGGUAUAUGAUGUUCCUGAUGCCAAGAACAUUCUUGAAAUCCCUCCUGUUACAGCUCAGGUGACCAAGUUCAAGUGCGGAGGCUUCGUUCUUGGACUCUGCAUGAACCACUGCAUGUUCGAUGGAAUCGGAGCCAUGGAGUUUGUCAAUUCAUGGGGCCAGACGGCAAGAGGGUUACCGUUAACAACCCCUCCAUUUUCAGACAGAACCAUCCUCAGAGCUCGAAACCCACCAAAGAUCGAACAUCUCCACCAAGAGUUUGCAGAAAUAGACGACAAAUCCAACAUCAACGCACUCUACGCAGGCGAACCGAUGCUAUACAGAUCCUUCUUUUUCGACCAGGACAAGAUCAAGAAACUCAAGCUCAAGGCCACUGAAGAUGGUGAAGUUCUUGACAACUGCACAACCUUCGAGGCCUUGUCGGCUUUUGUGUGGAGGGCAAGAACGAAGGCCCUGAAAAUGUUGAAUGACCAAAAGACCAAGCUUCUGUUCGCAGUGGACGGCAGGGCCAAGUUUGAGCCCCCUCUUCCAAAAGGGUAUGUCGGGAACGGAAUCGUUCUGACAAACGCCAUUUGUGAAGCAGGGGAACUUCUUGAAAAGCCCUUGGCUUUCGCAGUCGGGUUAGUCCGUGACGCGAUCAAGAUGGUGACUGACGGGUACAUGAGAUCUGCAAUAGAUUACUUCGAGGUCACAAGGGCAAGGCCGUCUCUUUCAUCGACGCUUCUCAUCACGGCAUGGUCGAGAUUGUCGUUCCACACUACAGAUUUUGGCUGGGGAGAACCGGUUUUGUCCGGUCCGGUCGCCUUGCCGGAGAAGGAAGUGAUUCUCUUUUUGUCUCAUGGAGAACAGAGGAGAAGCAUCAAUGUUCUUCUUGGACUUCCUGGUUCAGCCAUGGAUGUAUUCGAAGAGCAGAUGAGGCAGAUAUGAAAAGAACGACAAGGAAGAUUCUACAGCCUCUUUCCUCUCACCAUGUCAAUGUUUCUGGUUAUCAUGUUUGUCGUAUUCGUUACUCGUAUUGUCGCCAUUGAAAUCGAUUCCGCCUUUCCAAUUUUUUCUUUUUACUGAAAUGUCGUCUUCACCUGAAAAAUCCUGCCUGUAUCUUACGUCGAAUUCAAACCAUUAAUAAUUUGAUGAGUAUUCUUUUGGUUA